Motacilla alba alba is the source of this 1487-nucleotide messenger RNA. RefSeq names its product RD3 like (gene RD3L). NCBI's taxonomy places the organism in Eukaryota, Metazoa, Chordata, Aves, Passeriformes, Motacillidae. The transcript is spliced from 4 exons. The record is from RefSeq and is a predicted model, not a curated record. Bases 409 to 1005 code for a protein of 198 amino acids.
UUUGUUCUCCCAACUGUUCAACACACCUGCGGAAGGAGAAAAGUAGGGAUGAAAAAUACUUAAGAGGAGCACACAGAGUCGUUAGAACAAGGGCAAGGAGAAAGGCAGUGUUUCUUCCACCAUGGCUACUGUUUAGAUUAAUAGGAAGAGAUUGGAUAACUGGAACGGAAAAUGGCUCCUUCAGCGACCUUUAGUGUGCACAGUGCCAUCCCCGAGAACGAACCUUAAAAAUGGAUAUGCUCAAAACAUUCAUCAAGGAAACAGGGAGCAGGCAGCUGACAGCCACUUGAGAGAGAAGCAAUGUCUAUGCAGUACUAACAACCUGCAAACGGGAUAUGCUAGAAUAAGAGACCUUCAAGCAAACUCACCUGAAACAACACUGUUCACAGACAACUGCAAAGCUUAAAAAUGCCACUUUUUGGCUGGAUGAAAUGGUCAAAAACUGAUUCCUACAAAUCCACAAGAUGUCCUGGAUCAGAAGUAGUUACAAAAACCCUGCUGAGGGAGUUGAAAUGGCACCUGAAAGAGCGUGAAAGACUACUACAAGAGAUUGAAAAUGAACAAAAAGUCCAGAAAACUGGCAUGGAUUACAACUGGCUCAAGAACUACCAAAACCCUCAAGCAACAAUUCCAGCUACUGAGCAACGGCAGCUUGAAGUUCUGUGCUCUCAAAUCCAGCCUUGCCAAACAGGAACUGUUCUCAGCAGAUUUCGGGAAGUUUUGGCAGAAAAUGAUGUUUUACCGUGGGAAAUAGUCUACAUAUUCAAGCAAGUUUUAAAAGAUUUUCUUACCACCAUUGAGAGAGAAAACCAAGCAGAGCAGCUGGUAGAUGCAUGGAAUACAAAUUGCCCUGAACAUUUUAGUCUGCGUGGUGACAGCUCCAACAAGCCAGACAAAGAUGAAAUCCCCACAGUUUCAAGUUAUGUCGACAAAAACACACAAAGCAUGUUUCCCACCUUCUCUCACAGAAUCUGGAAUCUACCCUAUUACUACCCUUCAAGUUAAAUUGGUUUGUGUUACUUUCAAAAAGUUAUGUAGCCAUCCACAUUCCUCUUCUUGUAAUUGCCAUCCAGACAGAGAGGAGUAAGAAACGUGACAUGCUCCCCUUUUUAUUCCAAGUUUAGAAAUUAAAACCCUUUGUAAUAGCUAGUAUGCAGUAACUUAGGUAUCAACUCACCUUUUACCUUUAUAGUUUCUUAGAGCUGUUGUGUUUGAAGCUAUCUUUUAAUCAAAAGCGUAGAUGUUUCUGAAAAAAAAACUCUGAGGCAGUUUAAUUUUCAGCCAUAUAGAGCUAGAAAUAUUUAAACAACAAAAAAAAAAUAAAAAAAAGAAUGCUCUGCAUAUUUUGAAACAGCAUCAAUCCACAGAGUUUUAGACAAAAACUUCUGUGUUUGUCACAUAGCUUUUAGGCUCUAUGGGAACUUUAUACUGUGUAAAAGAAAUGGUUUAAUAUAACAUCAGUUAAAUAAACUGGGAAAUAAUUUUUG